Rosa rugosa (rugosa rose) is the source of this 1149-nucleotide messenger RNA. RefSeq names its product G-type lectin S-receptor-like serine/threonine-protein kinase SD1-13. NCBI's taxonomy places the organism in Eukaryota, Viridiplantae, Streptophyta, Magnoliopsida, Rosales, Rosaceae. Gene Ontology annotation, biological process: protein phosphorylation. The transcript is spliced from 4 exons. Gene Ontology annotation, molecular function: ATP binding; protein kinase activity. The record is from RefSeq and is a predicted model, not a curated record. Bases 133 to 888 code for a protein of 251 amino acids.
GCUGUGAAGAGGCUUUCAGAAUGUUCAGGACAGGGAACAGUGGAGUUUAAAAAUGAACUGAGACUCAUAUAUGAACUCCAACAUACAAAUCUUGCUCAGCUUUUUGGAUUUUGCCUCCAUGGAGAUGAGAGGAUGUUAAUAUAUGAGUACAUGCCAAACAGAAGUUUGGACUACUAUUUAUUUGAUUCAACCAGAGCUCUGUUUCUAGAUUGGAAGACUCGUUUCAGUAUUAUUGAAGGAAGCGCUCAAGGAUUGCUUUACUUGCACAAGUACUCAAGAAUGCAAGUAAUUCAUAGAGAUUUGAAACCUAGUAACAUUCUACUUGAUGAAAAUAUGAAUCCCAAGAUUUCUGAUUUUGGUAUGGCAAGGAUCUUCACCCAUAAUGAACGGGAAGCAAAGAUUAAGACUAAGAGGAUUGUUGGGACAUAUGAUUACAUGUCUCCAGAGUAUGCUAUGGGGGGAAUUUUUUCUGUAAAAUCCGAUGUGUAUAGUUUUGGAGUGUUGGUGCUUGAAAUCAUUAGUGGUAGGAGAAACACGAGCUUCUACGAUGACGAACGCGUGGUCAAUACAGUCGGAUAUGCAUGGGAGUUAUGGAAUGAAGGUGCAGAGUUAGCAUUCAAGGAUCCAACACUAGGUGAUUCAUAUCAUGAGGAUCAAUUGUUGAGAUGCAUUCAUGUUGGUCUACUAUGCGUGGAGGAGAAUGGAGCCGAUCGGCCUACUAUGUUAGAAGUCAUUUCCAUGUUGACAAGUGAAGGCAUGUCACUACCUACACCUACAAAGCCAGCAUUCUGUACGGAGAGAAGAGGGGUCAGAACUGGUACGGUUGGAAAAGCUUCAGAAAAUGCAUCGAUAAAUACAAUGUCCAAUUCUGAUUAUGAUGUGCGUUAAAGGUGCUAAUGUGUCGUGAACCCGAGUUGUACUUGAUUUCCACAAUUGCUAAUUAAACCUAGUUUUGCUGAAUAUACAUCCAUUGUCCCAUGAAGAAAAAAGACGGACGGUAAGUGCAAGUGCAUGUGAUGAUCUGCAGAUGGACGAUUACUGGGUUCCUGUAGGAUGAAAUUGCCCGAAUGCAAUAGGUACUGGUACAUUAUCAAGAGCAGAGCACAUCCAAUUGGAAGAAGCAGAAAUUCUAUUAUACAACACUUUUUU